CCAUUCCAAGAUUCCUUCAGGGGACAGAGCAGCAUAACGUUCUACUCUUCCCUUCCCAUUACUUGUCGUUGACCUUGUCCAUCCACCAAUCCCAUAUUCAACCUGAGGAAGGCACUCCAAGCAUCUAAUGAUGCCUUCAAGUGCGCUUCCCCAGGAAAUCGUUCUCCUGGUAUGCCAGGCACUCGCUGUGCAAAACGACUUUUCCACCCUGUUCCGAUGCUCCCUCGUGAGUAGACGGGUCGCAAGCAUCGCUCUGGAGCAGCUCUACAGCACCCAGGAAUUGUCUUCUAUUAGUGCCGGCGAGACCGUCAAUACCCAAGCUUGGGCACGUCUGUGGAAGAGCAUCAUUCGAUCAAGCAUUGGAAAGACAGCGUACCCUUACUGCACCUAUGUUCGAGCUUUGUACUGCGGCCACUUCGAAGAACUUCUCGACGCUCUAUGGACCAAGCCAGAAAACGAACACCUUCGCUCUUUCCUGAUCAACGCCAACGAUGAUACCGAGCAGUUUUUUGUCGCCCGCGAGGGCCAACUGAAGCGUCCGACCCGAAAACAAUCAACACAGUUGGCGGGCAUCGAUUUUCAGGCCUUCACAGUGAAGUGCGGCGAUUUCGUGACAAAGAGGAUCCGAGAAGUCGCUGACCAAACCGAGACGGCUGUCGCCCUUGCCCAUCUCGAAGGAAAUCACAUUCCUGUAGAUGUCUUGCCAAACUGGAUCUCUCGCCUGCCGGCCUUGACAUCGCUGAGACUAAGAGAUGGGUCCGUCCUCACAGCCGAGGCGGGAAGGGCGAUAUUCGAAUCCUGCCCAAGAUUUUCCGAGUUGACAGUACAUUACUACCGAAGUAGCAGCGCUGAUGACGACAUGGCGUCGUUUCUUCAGAACCUUCGCCAGAACACACUCCAGCGAUUUGAGCUCAUAAGCUUAAACGACAUCGGCGAGCGUACUCUGACGGCACUAAAUGGCCAUGCUGAGUCCCUACGAUUCCUCUCGCUUGGCAGCUUGUCUGCUCAGGCCAUGAAGUCCCUUAACGUGCUUUCCGAUUGCACUGCACUGGAGUUUCUUGAGAUUGAAAAUGCCCUACAUGAGCGAGUCGACUUGAAGACAUAUAGUGCCGGUUAUCUGAAGGAGGUGAGCGCCUGGGUUCAGAGCUGCCAGAAUCUACGUGGAUUGAGGUUCUCCCAAGUGCAGGACGCGCUUUUGAUUAUCAAGGAAGCCCUCAACGCACCAACUCUAAAACUUAGCAUUCUAUCACUUGAAGGUUUCGGCUCGCAAGAUCAACAAGACACGUCUUCUGCGUGGGCCGCUCUUGGAGUUCAGGAGAAUCUUGAAGAUCUCACCCUGGGUGGUCAAGAUCGUACCCCUGACGGCCUGGUUAUUCACGAAAACCCACCCCUGGCUGAAUCCAUCUGUCGACUUCACAACCUGAAGUGUCUGAACCUGAAUCAGGCGUAUGUGCGAAUGGCCGACUUGAAGCAAUUCGUUGGUGCUCUGCCAAAUUUGACGGAGCUACGGUUCGGAGGGGAGUGGAUGGACGAUGAUGUUCUCGAGUCUUUGGGGAGCCUUCGAUACUUGAAUCAGCUGUCCGUGAACUCUAUCUCGAUUUUCACCUGGGAAGCUUUGCGAGAAUUCGCGAUGAAGCUUGAUCCCGUGCAUCAGCAAGGCAUCGUCAUCGACAUUAACAACCAGCUCGGCGCUUACAAGUUCGGCAUAGGCGAAACGACCUUCUUAUCAAAUUAUUUUGCCGACACGUUGAAAGGAAGUAUCGAGAUCGAGUACUACUACGACCCUGGCGAACAUGAUUCGGACACCUCAUCCGCGUCCGAUUAGGAGUCGCACGAUCGGUAUCUGAGGUCUGGUCACUCCUACUACGAGGGAAUACUUAAUAAACUGGAUCAACAGAGCUUGCCGGAUGUUGACGCUGACGCGGCGGACAGCAAUGGGUUGAAGGAUGUCCAAAAACGUCUUGAGUUAGUCAAUAUCAUCAAUGCAAAAAUAGUGGUGAUGCAGAUGUUACGAUACCUACUUUGGCGGCAGAUGGAAUUCUUGCAGUUUCAACACAACGCCCGGCGGCGUUAGACAUGGCUC
Pseudomassariella vexata is the source of this 2083-nucleotide messenger RNA. RefSeq lists its product as uncharacterized. The record is from RefSeq and is a predicted model, not a curated record. The coding region runs from base 128 to 1825 and encodes 565 amino acids. Lineage: Eukaryota; Fungi; Ascomycota; Sordariomycetes; Amphisphaeriales; Pseudomassariaceae. The transcript is spliced from 2 exons.